This is a messenger RNA of Diachasma alloeum, 2834 nucleotides long. RefSeq names its product H(+)/Cl(-) exchange transporter 7 (gene ClC-b). NCBI's taxonomy places the organism in Eukaryota, Metazoa, Arthropoda, Insecta, Hymenoptera, Braconidae. Gene Ontology annotation, cellular component: intracellular membrane-bounded organelle; lysosomal membrane. Bases 198 to 2624 code for a protein of 808 amino acids. Gene Ontology annotation, biological process: transmembrane transport; chloride transport. Gene Ontology annotation, molecular function: voltage-gated chloride channel activity. The transcript has 11 exons. The record is from RefSeq and is a predicted model, not a curated record.
GAGAAUGUGUGCGUCACAGUCAGUGUGACUCACGUUUUACAGUAUAUAACAAGUGGCAUUAUAAUACCAACAAAUGCGACUCAUCGAGUGGCUCUUGAAUAAUAUGACAAUAACCUUAACAACCCUUAAGUGAAUUCGUAGUUUCUUCUUUAGAUAGCGAAUGCAUGAUUUAAUUCGUUGUAAUAUUCCAAAAUAUAAUGGAAUCUGAAGGACUGAUAACCUCGGAAGAGACUGAAGUGGAUGGAGCGCUUCAGGGGCGUGAGUCGAGUACUGAAGAGGAGAGACUUUACAAAUCUCAACGCAGAAAUAAUUUUCCAUCGUACUCCAAUGACGAUGUCAACGUGCGAUUCAGGAGCACGAGCUACGAUGGGAACAAUACGUUUGACAGCCUCAUCGAAAGUGUCUCAUAUCGGCAGUCGCACAGAGUGAAUAACAAUGAAUUUCAACCCGGUGCUACAAAUUUCAUAUCUUCUAAUUAUGAGAGUCUGGAUUACGAUCUGUGCGAAAACCACUUGCUUCAAGAUGAAGAGCGAAAGAAAGGCUACAAAUACGUAGUGAGAAAAAACUUCGCAAGAUGGUUUAUUUUCUUGUUGAUCGGUAUAUUAACCGCUCUAAUAGCAUGUUUCGUCGAUAUAUCGAUUGAAGAGCUGUCCGCCGUCAAGUAUGGGGCCUUGAAGUCAUAUGUUGACAAUUGCGUGAAGGACCGUUGCCUGUGGCUUCCCUACUGCAUGUGGGUGGUAUUGAACAUAGUCCCAUGCCUAAUCGGUGCAAUACUUGUAACAUACGUUGAACCUGUCGCCGCUGGGAGUGGGAUUCCCCAAGUGAAAUCCUAUCUCAAUGGUAUCAAAGUUCCGCGGGUUGUGAGAAUAAAAACUCUGACAGUGAAAAUACUCGGUGUCAUAUCGACCGUGGUUGGAGGACUCGCUGGGGGAAAGGAGGGCCCCAUGAUUCAUGCUGGAGCAGUCGUUGCGGCCGGCAUAUCUCAAGGGAAGAGCACGACUUUCAAGAAAGAUUUAAAGAUUUUUCAAUACUUCAGAGAAGAUCAUGAAAAGAGAGACUUUGUUUCUGGAGGCGCAGCCGCUGGAGUGUCGGCAGCUUUCGGGGCUCCAAUUGGCGGAGUAUUAUUCAGUACCGAAGAAGGAGCCAGUUUUUUCAAUCAAAGCCUCACGUGGCGAACAUUUUUCGCCAGCAUGAUAUCCACCUUCACAUUAAACGUUGUGCUGAGUGCAUACUACGGCCACCCAGGAGAGCUUUCAUACCCUGGUCUUUUGAACCUAGGAAAAUUCGAAACUCUACCUUACGAAAUCUACGAAAUCCCCCUGUUUAUGAUGGUGGGUACUGUUGGCGGACUCUUGGGGGCCCUGUGGAACCACAUAAACUACAAAAUUACCUGCAUCAGAUUGAGAUAUAUCAGCGCAAAGAAGUGGAAAAUUGUUGAGGUUGUUUUCGUCGCUGUGAUGUCAGCGACAAUCGGUUUCCUCAUGAUUUAUUUUGUCAACGACUGCAAGCCUUUGGGCCCGGAUCGUAGGAAAUACGCUGUUCAGAUGUUUUGUAAGGAGGGGGAGUACAGCGCUGUGGCAGCACUUUGGUUUCAAACACCUGAAAGCACUGUCAGGUCACUUUUUCAUGAUUCGAAAGGUUCACAUAAUGACGCAACCCUAGCUAUUUUCGUGUUGCUGUACUUCUUCCUGGCUGUUUUCACAUUUGGUCUGUCAAUGUCAAGUGGCCUCUUCAUCCCAACUCUUCUCAUUGGUUCGGCCUGGGGUAGACUCUUGGGAUCUGGACUAGCCAAAGCUGUUCCUUCAUGUGUUUUCUUCGAGCCAAAGAAAUACGCUCUGCUCGGUGCAGCUGCGCAACUGGGUGGUGUCGUGAGAAUGACAAUAAGUCUAACAGCAAUUCUGAUUGAAGCAACGCAGGGCAUCUCCUUCGGCCUCCCAGUGAUAAUCGUCCUCAUAAUGGCCAAGUGGGUCGGCGAUUUCUUCAACGAAGGUAUCUAUGACAUACACAUCCAAAUGGCCGGCAUUCCACUGCUGCCAUGGGAAGCACCUCCGCUGUCAAAUAACAUUUACGUCAGUGAAAUUAUGAGCCAUCCUGUGGUAACGCUCAAAACCACCGAAAAUGUCGGUCACAUUGUCGAACUUCUUAAGUGCGUCAAAUUUAAUGGAUUUCCUGUAGUUGAUCCACCGAGUACGGAUCAGGAUGAGGUCCAUUGCUAUGGACGCUUCCGAGGCUUGAUCUUGCGAUCGCAACUCAUCGUUCUCCUGAAGAAUAAAGUGUUCAAUGAAUGUGACUACUGGGAGAGCAACCUGACUCUCAAAAUGUUUCGCAAUGAGUACCCCAGGUAUCCUGAAAUCGACCAGAUCGUGGUUACAGAGCAGGAAAAAACGUAUUUCAUUGACUUGAGGCCUUUCAUGAAUCCCUCGCCUUAUACUCUGCAACAUUCUACAACACUACCGAGAGCAUUCAGACUGUUUAGAGGCCUGGGACUUCGUCAUCUACCAGUGGUCAAUGACACACAUGAGGUCAUUGGAAUGAUCACGAGAAAAGAUGUGGCAAGAUACAGAAUAUGGAAACACCGAGGGAAAAUGGGACUGGAUGAGCUUUUAAUAACAGACAAAAUAUAACAAUAAACAUAAUUUAUAUCUUUGAUUUUUUAUAAUCGUUUCGACGUAGAACGAAUUUCAAGUCAAUAUAAAAUUUAAUUUUUAAGAUUAAGGAAAAAGUUGUUUAUACACUUUGGCAGGAGAAACGCACAAUGAUUUAUUUUAAUAUAUAUGUAUGGAAUUUACAAAUGAUGGAAGAACAUUGUAAAUAUUACAACUGCUGUUUUUAUA